Messenger RNA from Iphiclides podalirius (scarce swallowtail), 207 nucleotides. The record is from the annotation of a GenBank genome assembly. NCBI's taxonomy places the organism in Eukaryota, Metazoa, Arthropoda, Insecta, Lepidoptera, Papilionidae.
AUGAAAUCACACUCACGUAACUUAUUCGCGAUAGAUAGUUUACGUGCUCCAUAUCCACCGUCGCUCAUCACGGGCACUAGUGAGGUCCUCGUUGAUAUUCGAGGGGGCUUAUCCCGUCGUAGCGACACUAAACAGGGCGACGCGACACUCCCUGAGCCCCGGCUCGACGUCGCGCCAUCAACCGCCAAUCUAAUAACACCCGCCCAC